GACGCGGUGCCAGGAGCCAGGGAGGGCCGAGCGCCGGUGGCCGUCAUGUCCGAGAUACUGUGCGAGUGGCUGAACGAGGAGGUGAAGCUCUCCCGGAGCGUGGUUCCAAGAUCAAUUUCAGAAGAAUUUUCUACCGGCUACCUCCUUGGAGAACUUCUGCACAAGUACGGUCUUCAGGAUGACUUUAAUCAGUUUUCACAGAGCAGGGCUGCAAAUGCAAAGCUUAACAAUUUUUCUCUCCUGGAGCCCACACUUCACCUGCUUGGAGUACAGUUUAAUGAGAACGUGGCCCAUGACAUCAUGAUAGGAAAGCAUGGGGCUGCAACAAAGCUUUUAUAUGAAUUGUACAUUGCUUUAGAAAAAAAAAGAAAAACAAAGCUCACUGGAGUAGCUAUGGAAGCAAUAAGACCUGCAGUACCUGCAAGGCUCAAGUCUAUUGGAAGUGUUUCAUUUCGAGAGCGUUUGAAAUCUUUAAUAUCACAUCAGGCUGAUUUGCAACUACAGCAGGUUUCAGAUCAUUUUGAAAUGAAAUCUAAGACAAUAGAAGAUAAAAUAGCUCAUAUACAUAUUUCAGAACAACAGAAAUCUCAAAAAUUUCAAGAGGAACAAAGAGCCCAAGACACUGAAAAGCAUUUCAUAGGAAGAAGACAAAAUGAAAUAAUGGCCCGGAUUCAAGCAGCUGUUAUACAGGUUCCAAAGCCAUCACUAAGCCACACCUUAAAAGCUAAUGAAGCAAAAAAAUUGCUAAAGAAGAAAAGAGAAGUGGAGGACACUUACAAGGAGAUUAACAAGUUUGAGAAGUCCAUUGUAGGAAAUGCUUUUGAAGUACACAGCCAAGUCAUUGAUAGUGAUAUACAAGAAUCAUUUCAAACACAGAAGUUGCAAAAAACAACCCUAGAAACUACAGCACAGGCAGCAACUGAGCUAUUACCUACUUAUUCAGAUGAUGAGUAUGUAAGAAAAAUUCAAAAACAUUUGGAGGAAGAUGUGUUUGCUAGAGAACAACGAGAAAAAAGACGUCGUAAAAUGUUAAUGGAACAGUUAAUAGCACAUGAAACAGAAGAGGAGAUUUACCAAGAGGAACAACUUACUUACAAGCUCAUGAGACAAUCUCAGCAGGAGCGGAGGAUUGCUGUUCAGCUCAUGCAUGUUCGACAUGAGAAAGAGGUCUUAAAACAAAACAGAAUUUUCAGGGAAAAGCAGUAUGAACAAAGACGACUUAAAGAGUUUCAGGAAGCUCUUGACAGAGAGGCGGCUCUUGCGAAACAAGAAAAAAUUGAUUGUGAAGAACAAAUUGCCAAGGAAAGAGAGCAUCAUGAGAAAAUUGCCAUUGAAAGAGCUCAGGCUCGCUAUAAAAAGCAUUAUUCCAUAUGUCAGGAAGUGAUUGACCAAAUUGUUGAUUUGUCAACAAAAAUAGGAGAAUAUCGAGUGCUGACAAACAACAAAGUUCCAUUGAAACUGAUCUGUGAUUGGAAGGAAUUAUUUUUUAAUGGAAAAUCGAUAUAUGAAAAAGCCUCAAUUAAAACUUUGCCAAGUGAACCAAACUCAGAACAACUUAUAGAGUUGAAUGAAAUGGAUCUGUUAGAUGAAAAAGAUUAUGGUGAAUACAAGAGUAUGACAGGGGAAUGGUGUCCAGCUGAUGAGAACAGAAAAAACAUAUCUCCUCUUAAUAACAACAUAUUGGGUCAUGUGCUUCAUAGACUGAUGGAGAUUUUCUAUCCUUCAAAACCCAGAUCUUCACUGCCUAUAAUUCCUCCGUUUCACAUCAAGGGAUGUAUUCUGGGAAAACCUUUUAGUGGAAAAACUACCUGUGUAAAUUUUCUUGAAAAAGUUUGCAAUAUUCAGGUACUGUCUGUUGAUACUCUGGUUCAGGAGGCCAUCCAAGCUUUUCUUAAUAAUGAAAUGAAAACUGAAUACAACUUGAUUUCACAGGAAGCAGAGAGCUCUGCAAAACAAAACAAGGUUCAGAGGAACUUCUCAGCAUCAUCAAUGACAUUUUUAACAAGAACAUCUGCUAAUGGAACUGGAGGUAACUGUUCUGUCAAAAAGCAUCCGUCCGAUCAGGAAAUUCUAUCAGACCACAAAGAGAAUGACAUAUCUGAGCUAUCUGUACGUGCCCAGCUUGGCGCUGCAUCACAGAAAUUGCUGAAGAAAGGAAAAAGUAUCCCUGAUGAAUUACUAGUUGACAUCCUAUUGGAAGCCAUUAACCACACACCACCAGAGAAGGGAUGGAUUCUGGAUGGAUUUCCAAUGACGAUUAAUCAGGCAAGGCUAUUUGAAAAAGCCUGUACAGGGAUUGAUUCAGAUGAAACGGAAGCAAAAUAUGUGAACUGUGGAAAGCUCUCACUUGUUACAAAUCCUAGAACUCCUAACGAGCCUCCUGUUGCCUUACCUGCAUUUGAUGUUUCUGUAUUAUUGGAUAUUUCAGACACCACAGUAUUGAAACGAUUGGCUAGCUUGAAACCAGAUAAAUCAAAGUCCUCUCAAACUGAACAGCAGGACAACGGUCAAAAUUCAGAUGUUAAAAUCGUAGAAGAGAUGACUGACUUAGCAAGGGACCAGGUGCUGCAUAGAAUUUCAGGCUUCCUAGACACAUGGCCGGAAUUAGAGAACUGGUUUUCAGACCAUCAAAACACUCUAGUGAAGGUCAAUGCAGAGACAGAAGAAAGUAUUGUGUGCAAAACUGUAAAGGAAAUUCUGAUUGAAGAAAUUGACAAAAAGCAGAAUAAAAGGUCUGUCCGAGAAAAAUCACCAGACGAAAAAGCUUUGCCAGUUAAACCUCAAGAUCUGCUUUCUCCUAUUCCUGUGACACCACUACUGAUUAAGCCAGGAACGGGUGAAUGGAUUUAUGUAGAUGAGCCACUUCCCAAGGAGAUACCUGAUUUUUUAGUACCUUACUGGGAAAUGGUAGAAAAUGUGUAUGUGAAUACCAUCAAAACUGUACUUAGAUGUCUAAGGGAUGAACAGUACUCCAUGAUACAUUAUUUAGCAGAUAUUAGAAAAAAUUUCCAAGAUUAUUUAAAACAUCCAGAUCAUAAGCAGGAGUUUGUAUCCCAGUGGCAAUCAGAUUUUAAUUCAGUUUCUGAUGACCUGAGGGAAGAUGAAGAAACAAAAGCAGAACUACACCAAAGACUGACUGAUUUAAGGGAUCUUCUCUGGGAUAUCUGUGAUAAAAGAAGGGAAGAAGCAGAGCAGGAACGUACUGAUAUCAUGAAUGAUGGCUGGUUGCGAGAUCAUAAGGGGAUUGCAAUAAAUCAUUUUUUUUCACUUAUGCAGGUUGAAGUGGAUCGUUUUCAAGAUACAAAGAGACUUCUUCAUGACUACUACAGAGCAAUGGAAGGAAAAAUCCCAACAGAAGACAGACAAGGUUUUACUAGACUCCCAUUGCUAGAUAUUGUCGAUAAAGAGCAGAAAGAAGAUCAGAAUGAAUCAAGAAGAAUUCCUCUAGUUCCUUAUAACCUGCCUUCACCAGAAACAAAUAUUACCAAAUCAAGAAGCAAGGGAACUCUACUGAAGAGUGUUAAGGAUGAGAAUUCUUCUGAAAAUGUAGUGGUUGCUUUUGGGAAAGAUGAAAAUGUUAUUUCUGAUAUAUGGCAAACAGCAGUAACAGCAGUAUCAGAUAUGGUAAAAGCAGAAGUACAGUCAAAAGAAGUGAAGGAAGAAGGAGAAAAGCAGCUACAAGUGAAAGAAGAUCUGAAAUCUUCUCAGACAAUGUCAAGCAGGUCUACUGGGAAGGAUGCCAAAGACACCAAAAAAUCCUCCAAAUCACCUACUAAAAAGAAAGGACCUUCUUCUACUGCCUCAGCAGCUGAAGGCAGUCCAGUUCCUUUAACCUCUGAAGAACUGAAGAAACAAAAACUAACACUUAAAAUACAGCAAGAAUACUUUGCUGCCCUGAAACAUGAGGAGAAAGCUACAAAAACUCGACUAAAACUUAUAAAAGAAAAAGCUUUAGCAUAUGUUGAAGAGUUAACAAUGAAAGCAGAAGAAGCUUAUAAAGAUAUGGAAAAGUGGCUUGGAGCAAGGUUCCUGGCAGAAAUGUCCAGUGUAGAAAAGCUGAUUGAGGUAGGACGGCACCAUAUUGAAAGUUCUAGCAAAAUGCAAUAUGAAAUGAAUUUAGAAGAAACAGAUUUCUUCAUCAGCAGUGAUGUAAAAUUGAUUCCUGACCCUGUUCCUCCACCACGAGUUCCACUAAUAGAGACUUCUGAAAGUAGUACUUUAACUAUUUCACAACUUACCACACUUCAUAAACAUUUUCUACAAGUGGCACCAAAAGCCAUAAGAGCACUGAAGCAAUUUAAAGGCAGGAGUAAUUCUUCUAGCAAGAGAGAAAUUGAUGACAGAGGGAAGGAAAAGAAAGCUUUGGAACAUCCAAGAAUAAAGAAGAAUCGCCAGUUUCCAAAAAUAUGGCUGACAAAAUACUCCUGGUUAAAAUAUGAUGAUGAAAGAGGAAUAAUGUUCUGUGCAUUGUGUCGCAAGCAUAAUGUGGACUUGGGGGAAAGCAUUCAAAAUUUUUGUUCUGGCACUGAUGACUUCAAACUGGAAUUUAUAAAUAUACACCAGAACAGUGAAGCUCAUGCUUGGGCUACGUGCAUGGAAGCUGCCAGUACUGCUUCACCAAAUACAGUUUCUGCUGAGCAGAUGUUGAAGAGUAUGAACUCCACAACAAUAGGAAGAGUGGAAGUUACUUUUACAUCAUGCCAUGCAAUUGCUAAAUCUGGUUGGCCCUUUACAGACUUGGACUGGAUCUGUGAACUAGAUGAUGCGAAAGGAACAUACAUUGGUUCUGUAUUCAGAAAUGAAAAGUCAGUAAGAAUGUUUAUACAUUUUAUGGCUGAAGUAGAAAGAAUAUCUCUAAAAGAGAAACUGGAGAAUUGUAAAUUCUUUUCUCUUAUUAGUGAUGAAUUCACAGAUAGUAUAUUCAAAUCAGUGGUGGUUGUCUAUGUGCGCUUUGCAAAUGAAGGAAAAGUUCACUGCCAGAUUGUUGGGGUUCAACCUGUUCAAAACAAUGAUGCUUCAACUAUAAAAAGUGCAAUUGAGGAAACAUUUCAAAUAAAUCUUCAGCUUAGCUUGGCAAGUCAAAACUGCUCAAGAAAAUUAGUUGGAUUUGGAAGCGAUGGGAUUGGUGAAAUGACUGGUCAAAAAGAUGGAGUAGCUAACCUUGUGAGGGAAAUUCAACCUUGUGUACAGUCUGUGCAUUGUUUUGCUCACCGCCUAAGGCUGGCUUACAAGGGAGCACUGGAAAACAUUCAGCUAUACAAUAUCUUAACCAGUGGCUUGAGAAAUAUGUACUACUUUUAUCACAACUCUACUCUAAAUAAGAAUAAUCUCAAAGCUAUAUAUGAAGCUAUCAAUUUACAUCCAGCUAUUCCAUCUCGCAUUGGAGGCUCCCAGUGGCUUCCUCGCCUACAGACAGCUCUACAGAUUCUCCUUAAAGGUUAUCCUGCAUUUGUUCUACAUCUGAAUAAGAUUGAAGGAGAUUCAAGGACCUCGAAUAGGCAGAAAGUCAAAGGCCUAUUGUAUCUCCUUGUGAAAAUGGAGGUAGUCAAGUUUUCCCACUUCUUAUUGGAUGUCAUCAAUGUCCUCAACAUUCUGUUGCGUGUUACUCUGGAUCACAAUUCCUCGAUUGCAGAUAUAUUUGCUACCACGCAGUCAACUGUGGAAACGCUCCAAAUGUAUCAAACAAGAGCUGGUCCAAGGGAACGCUUCACGGAGACCAUUCAGUAUUUUCAUGGUCACCAGCUUGUUGGAAAUGGAAAUAUUUCAGCAGUACGAACCAAAGUACUAAGUGAUUUGGUGAAGAGAUUAGGUGAUUGUUUCUGUGAUGCUAAUCAAGAUGUCUUGAAAGCAACUCUUAUUGGAAGUUUUAAACUAUGGCCUGACAAAAUGAAACAAGAAUUUGGUGAAAAGGAAGUAUCUGUCUUGAGUAAACAUUAUGAAGCCAUACUAAAAGCUGCUAGUGUGAAGAUCAGUGAAGUUGGAACUGAAUGGAACAUGCUGAAAUUAGAGCUUUAUAACAGAUUUCAGAACAUCCAGACCUUGACAUGGGAUUCAGUGAAUGCACACUAUUCAAAGAAGUAUCCCAAUAUCCUGGCAUUGGUGGAUCUGAUCCUAACUCUGCCAGCAAGCUCAGCUGAAACAGGGCAAAGCUUCAGUCAAAUGGAAUUCAUCAUGAUGCAUCUGCACUCUAAACUAAUUUCUGAAAAUGUGACAACAGAUCUUAUGACAAUCCAGAUGAAUUCUCCAGAUAUAGAAAAAUUUGACCCCUGAGAAGCUAUUAAUUUGUAGAAUAUUAUUUGGCAGAAAAAUAGUAUGCCACAGGCAAAUGAUAUGGCAAUAAAUGAAAGAUCAGUUUGCUCCUCUGAGUUUGAUUUGGAGACUCAGAGUGAAAGUGAUUAGAUGUUUUCCUUCAAAAUCAUUCUUGUAACAUCUACGAACAAUUUACCAAUAUAUCUUGCAAGAUUAAUGACUGUAAAAUUUCUAUCUUUUCCAUAAAGUACUACAGUUAUUUUUAAAAAUAGCUUUUCUUUCUGUGCUCUGUUGAAUCCGUGGUAGCUUUUUAUACUUGUCCUCCUUUUCUAGAUUUCUUACAAAUCUGAAAGUAAUAAACGAAAAAUAUGCAGUACGUUGUGACUGUGUCUACAGCAGAGAGGCUACAUUCAGAGAGGAUGAGUCAUAAUUACCUGAUCCUUUGUUGUAUUUAAUCUAAGCCACUGAUACAUUAUAUCCACUUAAUUUAGCCCUUAUCUUUAAUAGUUUGGGAAGUUUUAUUCAUUCUGAAAACCAUUAGUUUCCUUUGAUAAAUUUGUGGGAAAUCAGUGCAUGAUUGCUGUCAAAUGAUUGCUUGGCAUCCUUAGCCUCUGAGUUAAGAAUAAUGACUUCUCUCCAUAUCUGAGUGUAUUACUACUUCUAAAUCUCUUAGAAAUAGAGUUUAACAUGGCAUUUCAAGUUUCUUGUCAGACUUGUCCUUCAGAAGACCUUUCUACAUAGUACAAGGUACUGUAACGUAAAGACUUCUUAGGAAGUUCUGUAGUCCACUGCUGAUAAUUAAUUGCAUAAAUCAGACUUCCCAUAGCACAUGCUCUUGCAACCAGGAUAUGAGUAAUGUACUUCAUAGCUUAAACCAUUUAAUUUUCAUGUAAAAAUAUUUCAGUGAGGACUAGAAUAAGAAUGCUGUAUCUUUCUAACAUUGGAGUUGAAGAUGAUUGCUGUUCAGAGAAUUUUCUGGUGUCAUAAUUUGCUACUAUCUUCAUGUUCUGAACGAAACUUUCUGCUCAGUUCCAGUCAUUGAAAAGCAUCCCAGCAGAAUAUGUUUAAAGAAAACUAGUAAGAAAUUGUUAAAGGCUUUUCUUAGUUAUGCCCAAACUGAUGAACUAAAAAUAAUUUGGGGUAAAUAAAUUUGAAGUCUUUGACCUUUAACUCAAUCCUUUUCUAAACUGAGAUUAACACUCUGCUUUUGAUAUAAGAAGUCUAGUAAUUGCACAGGGUGUGAUAUUUACAUAUAACUUUUCUAUUUUUGUUUAUGUAUUCAUGCUACUUCUAGGUCUAAGUAGUUGUAUAUGUCAGAAACAGAAUGUGUUUGAGUACUUACCUCUUUAAAAUAUCUUAAUCCACAAGUAGAAUUAACUUUCAGUUACUGAACAAAAGAUCAGUACUGCAUAUUAUAUGGUAGAUUAUAAAAGAUCAUUGAAAUUUGUGCAUUUGUGAUUUCCCAGAUAACAAAAAUGUUCCUAUAUAUUUUAUCUAAUAAGCAACGGGAUAUAUAUUAUAGGGCGUGCCUUAUUAGAUGUAUUGCAUAGCUGUUUCCAAGGAUUUUCUCUUUAAAUUUUGUAAUGCCAGAUUUUUUCCUUUGAAGUUUCAAAUGGAAAAGUUCUAGGUAUGAUAAGAAUGGAAAAUAUUUGGAAAUAUUACUUAGGAAGUCCAAGAGCAGAAGACGAAAUCUGAAGUAACAAAUACAAGUAGAUGUUGAAUCUAUAAUUCUGAAGACACUUUUGCGAUGCAUGAGUGUAACAUCACAAUUUUUGGUGUUAGGAUUGAAUAUGAUGGGUAAACUGCCCUUGCCAAUGAAAUCUUAAUUUCACAAAAAGUAAGAGGUAUUGAAAGAUUUGCAGUGAAAUAGGACCAAGACAGACAACCUGUAGUCAAUAUUUGCCUCUCUUCAUAGGUUUGUUAAAAUAUUCUCUUGCUUUUUAUAACUAUCUGAAGUAUUUUGCUGAAGAUAAAAACGAUCUGCUAUCAUCCUUCCUGACGUUACCUACGGAGAAGAGUUUAUUACUGUGUUCUUUGUAAUGCUUUGUUUUAAUUGAACAGCUAUUGUUACUUUCUCAUGGCCUUCCAUUUCUAGAUAAAAAUAGCAGAAGUCUUAUAAUAUUGUCUCUCAGGUCAUUUUUUAACUCUGUGAUGAUUCUUGCUUAGUUUCUAUACGUCCAUCAAGAUCUUCAGAUUCCAAGAUUGUCUGUCAACAGAAACCUUAACACUGCAAAUAUUAUUUCAAAUUUCUUCCCAUAUACUUUUUGAUGAUAUUGUAAUCAACUAAAAUCCCUAAAGCCUUUCUACAGAACUGUUACUUUGGUAGUAUGACUCUCUCUGUGACAUUUAUGCAGUGAAUUAUUUCAGUACAGUGUAGCACUUAACAUUUAUUCUAAUUGGAUGUGUUCUUUUCAUCCCAGGCUUUACCUCGAAUGUGUAAAGUUCAUUUUGAAUUCUAAUUCUGUAUUCCGAAGCACCUGAUGUCCUUUCAAGAUUG
Messenger RNA from Tympanuchus pallidicinctus (lesser prairie-chicken), 8746 nucleotides. It is a transcript of the gene SPEF2, whose product is annotated as sperm flagellar 2. The record is from RefSeq and is a predicted model, not a curated record. The coding region runs from base 46 to 6270 and encodes 2074 amino acids. Gene Ontology annotation, biological process: sperm axoneme assembly. NCBI's taxonomy places the organism in Eukaryota, Metazoa, Chordata, Aves, Galliformes, Phasianidae. Gene Ontology annotation, molecular function: protein binding. Gene Ontology annotation, cellular component: manchette; sperm midpiece. The transcript has 33 exons.